Messenger RNA from Pseudogymnoascus destructans, 1518 nucleotides. RefSeq lists its product as uncharacterized. Gene Ontology annotation, molecular function: transmembrane transporter activity. NCBI's taxonomy places the organism in Eukaryota, Fungi, Ascomycota, Leotiomycetes, Thelebolales, Thelebolaceae. The record is from RefSeq and is a predicted model, not a curated record. Bases 1 to 1518 code for a protein of 505 amino acids. The transcript has 5 exons. Gene Ontology annotation, cellular component: membrane. Gene Ontology annotation, biological process: transmembrane transport.
AUGGCCUCUGAAAAGUCCCUGACGAGGGCGCGAGUUGUGUCCAGCAUCGCUGCUACAGCCAUAUCCAUUGCUUGCGGGACAAACUAUGCCUAUUCGGCGUGGGGUCCCCAGUUUGCGGAGAAACUCAAGCUCUCCUCGACAGAAAGCAACAUGAUCGGCACUUCCGCCAAUAUGGGAAUGUACGCUAUGGGCAUACCAGUUGGAAUAUGUGUCGACAAUAAGGGACCUCGACUUGCUGUUCUAGCCGGCGCUCUGUUGCUGGGAGUGGGCUACUUCCCUCUUCGACAAGCAUAUGUGAGCGGGGAGGGGUCGCUGGCUGCGCUGUGUUUCUAUGCAGUAUGUACGGGAUUCGGAAGCUGCAGUGCAUUUGCAGCUGCCGUGAAAGUCUCCGCGCUCAACUGGCCUCACCACCGUGGGACGGCUACGGCAUUCCCCCUGGCUGCAUUCGGCCUCAGCGCCUUCUUCUUCUCUGCCUUUGCCCAGCUUGCCUUCGAAGGUAAUACAGGCAACUUCCUGCUCCUCCUUGCUGCUGGAACGUCAGGUAUAAUCUUUGUCUCGUUCUUCUUCAUGCAUAUCUACCCACAUUCGGCAUAUUCUUCGAUUCCCACGAGCGAUACCCCUUCAAGCACGGAUUCCAAUCCCUUGAUCCCCACUCGAUCCCAAGAGACGAAACACGCGAACCGAGGUGCGUCUAUGGAACCUGAGUCCGGUGCCGCCGCACCGGUCACCGUCCCGAUCAAGAUCAGCGAGACGUCCUCGUUGCUAUCAUCGAAUGCCUCGAUUCGUGACGACUUAGAAGGAGAUAUCCGUGGCCUACGCCUAUUCAUGAACACCAAAUUCUGGUUCCUCUUCGCGCUCAUGGGCCUCCUCUCCGGCAUCGGCUUGAUGACCAUUAACAAUAUCGGCAACGACGCAACCGCGCUGUGGCGCCACUAUGACCCCGACACCGACCCUACCUACAUCACCAAGCGCCGGGCAAUGCAUGUCUCCAUCCUCUCCAUAUGCAGCUUUUUCGGCCGCCUCCUCAGCGGCGUUGGGUCCGACGUCCUUGUCCGACGCCUUCAGGCAAGCCGCACGUGGUGCCUCACCAUAGCCUCAGCCAUCUUCACGAUCGCACAGCUCCUCGCCAUAACCAUCAGAGACCCACACUAUAUAUUCCUCGUCUCUUCUCUCUGCGGUCUGGCGUAUGGGUUCCUCUUCGGCGUCUUCCCCUCGAUCGUCGCGGAGGUGUUUGGCAUCCACGGCUUAUCUACGAAUUGGGGCUUCAUGACCCUCGCACCCGUUCUGUCCGGGAACAUCUUCAAUCUAUUCUACGGCGUCAUAUUCGACGCCCAUAGUGUCAUCGGUAAAGAUGGCGACCGUGUGUGCGACCUGGGCCUCGAGUGUUACCGCAACGCUUACGUGGUUACGCUGUUUUCAGGAUUGGCAGCACUGGUGGUUAGUCUGGUGAGUAUCCAGUAUGAUCACGCUUGCCAGCGGGCGGCGGCGAAGGCAAACGAUUUGAAUCGCGUGGCGUAG